Benincasa hispida (wax gourd) is the source of this 4089-nucleotide messenger RNA. The record is from RefSeq and is a predicted model, not a curated record. Lineage: Eukaryota; Viridiplantae; Streptophyta; Magnoliopsida; Cucurbitales; Cucurbitaceae.
UAUAUUAAAGUUAUAAUCUACCUCAAAUGAUUUAGAUAUGAAAGGCAGAUUUGUUUUGACAUUUUAAAAUGAUUUAAAAUAACCUUCUGAUGAUGGAUUGAUAUUGAAGGAAAAAAAUGAAAGCAAACAAAAAUCAAUCUUAAACCCUUACAAAAUCCUUAAUUUUCAAAUUUCCCCUCAAACGAUUUACAAAUUUUGCUGCCGCCGCCGGGUUCAUUGUCUUGCCAUCGGACAACAGUCACCAAUUCCUGCAGCUGUCGUUGCCGGUCUAUCAACCCAAUUCCUAGAGCUUUCGCUUUUCUUCAGGCGACGUGCACGAGCGGCGUAAUUCUAGUUCUCUCCGUCACGUUUCUCUUUCGGCGAAUGACGAAUCACCAGGUGACCAACGACGAUAUACGUCCAUUGGCGGAGUUAGCCAGAGACGUGAAAACUCACUUCAAAAGGCUUCGCCUAAACCUUCGCAGCAGCGUUUCUCUCCGUUUCGGCGAGUUUCGACAUUGACCCACACUCCGUUUGGUCUCAAAUCAGUUUGCCCAUAACGUUUAAGGUUCAAAUAUGCAAGCUUGGACGUUUUCGAACACCAAACAGCAAGGUUCGAGCCUUUCGGUAAGAUUUGAUUUAUGUGUAUUGCAGUCACAUGACCUUGCACUUAAGUAAUUGACUUCUAUUUUGGUCAUCUACGGUGGGCUAUUUCAACUAUGCAUCUAUCCUACUCUGACACUUUUGGUAUGAUUUCUGGGAGGUCUACUUAAACGGCUAUAGACUGUGCAGUGGCUAAAAGCAGUGGAUAUAUUUGCAACUUUUUGUAGUUUUUCUCCUCCUCUAGACCACAGAGGAAAAGCAAAUAACGACCCAUUUUCAUGAAUUGUUUGUUACUCGCUGUGAAUAAUCCCAUCAAGCUCAAUAUAUUAAAGCUCAAACUAGUCAAAUUCACCUCUACUGCAAUUGCUCAACUAAACCCAUGUUCUUUUUCACACAGUGAUGAUGAACGAAGUACCACCUCCUUCAACACAACUUUGCAUAUUCGAUGUAAACCGUCAAAGGUGGUCCAAAUUCUAGAAAGUCUCCGAAGGGAGCCCAACAUUGCCUUUUCCUUCUUUCGCGAAUUGGAGGAAUGGGGAUUUCAACAUAACAUUUCUACUUACGCAGCUCUAAUUAGGAUAUUGUGCUCUUGGGGUUUGGGGAGAAAGCUUGAAUCUCUGUUCUUGAAUCUCAUUGGCUCCAAGAAAAUGGAAUUUGAUGUCUUAGAUUUGCUUGACUCACUUAAUCAAGAGUGUGUGGUGGAUGGCUCAUUUAUUCGAGCAUAUGAUGCCUUAAUCAAGGCUUAUGUCAGUGUUAACUUGUUUGAUAGUGUUAUGGAUUUACUUCUCCGAUCAGAAAGGAAGGGAUUUGUUCCCCAUAUUUUUACUUAUAACUAUCUCUUGAACAGCCUUAUCGAGCAUGGGAAAACGAAUAUGGCUCUAGUUGUGUACAAGCAAUUGAAGAGGUUUGGUUGCCAACCUAAUGAUUACACUUAUGCUACUGUAAUAAAAGCACUUUGUAAAAUAGGUAACAUGGAAGAAGCUAUAGACAUUUUUGAGGAGAUGAGUGAAUCUGGGGUGGUUCCUAAUGCCUUUGCUUGUGCUGCAUAUAUUGAAGGGUUGUGUACCUACGAUUGUUCAACUUCAGGGUAUCAGUUGCUACAAGCAUGGAGAGCAGAACAAUUCCCAAUAGACGCAUAUGCUUACUCUGUAGUAAUUCGUGGAUUUUGUGAAGAGAUGAAACUAGAUGAGGCAGAAUAUGUCUUUCUUGAUAUGGAAAAGUAUGGAGUAGUUCCAGAUGCACAAACUUACGGCGUGUUGAUCAAUGGUUAUUGCAAGAAAUUGAAUUUGCAAAAAGCUUUGUCUCUUCACAGUCUCAUGUUGUCAAAAGGUCUAAAAUCAAAUUGUGUGAUCAUCAGCUCUAUCCUUCAAUGCUUGCUUAGGAUGCAAAUGUAUUCAGAGGUAGUGAACCAAUUUAAAGCAUUUCAGGAAAAGGGGGUAUUUUUGGACAAGGUUGUAUACAAUAUUGUUGUUCAUGCCCUAUGUGAACUAGGAAAAUUGGAAGAAGCUAUUGAGCUGUUAGAAGAUAUGACAAGUAGACAGAUCCAGAUGGAUGUUGUGCAUUAUACAACAAUGAUUAAAGGUUUUUUUCUUCAAGGAAAAAUUCAUGAAGCAAUGAUGAUGUUUGAAAAUUUGAAGAAAAAUGGUGUUGAGCCUGACACCAUCACUUAUAAUGUGCUUGCUGCUGGAUUAUGUAGAAACGGUCUUGUAUCUAACGUCCAAGGCCUUCUAGACUACAUGGAGGAACAUGAUUUGAGAAAAGACCCUAAAAUGCCUGACCUGGUAAUUGAAAAUUUAUGCAUAGGAGGCAAAGUGAAAGAAGCGACUGUAUUUUUCAAUAGUUUAGAAGUAAAGACAGUAGAUAACUAUUCUGCCAUGAUUAAUGGGUAUUGUGCAGCCAACCGUACGAAAUCUGCAUAUGAACUUUUUGUUAAUUUGUCCAAGAAAGGGGUUCUUAUUAAAAGAAGUUCUCUCGUUAGGCUAGUUAGCAGGCUUUGCAUGGAAGAUUCUAGCAUUAGAGCUAUUGAGGUGAUAAAACAACUUCCAAUUAUGAAUGUGGAGGCUAAUGAGAUUGUGUACAAUAAAGUCAUAGCUUCCCUAUGCCGGGCAAGAAAUAUGAAGAUGGCCCAAAGUUUAUUUGAUUGUUUAGUUUGUGCUGGCUUGACUCCGGAUCUCAUCACUUACACAGUGAUGAUAAAUGGCUAUUGCAAGAUUAAUUUCUUGAGAGAAGCUUAUGAACUUCUGUGUGAUAUGAAGAAUCGAGGGAGGGAACCUGAUAUUUUUAUCUAUACAGUUUUGCUUGAUGGUCGAUUUAAAACCAGAGUACGAGAGCUUUGCUCCUCCGUAGAAAUUGUUAAUGAAAUGAAGGACAUGAAGAUUACUCCAGACGUUGUUUACUACACUGUAUUGAUUGAUGGGUAUUGCAAAAUGAACAACCUUAAUGAUGCUUUUGUCCUCUUUGAGGAAAUGGUUGAUCAAGGAAUAGAGGCUGAUACAGUGACUUAUACUGCCCUACUGUCCGGCUGUUGUAGAAGUGGAGAUAUGGAGAAGGCUCAAACCCUAUGUUAUGAUAUGAUGUCUAAGGGAAUUCUCCCUCCUAAAAUUUUUUCACAUCUGUUGCACCACGAUACCCUAAAAACCAAGAAAAUGCAACUUUACAAGCACUUUACUGAAUAACAGUCUUGGAUUCUUCACAACUGAAAUCUACUUGAGCAAUAUGAAAGACCUCUACUUUGACCUAAGGAUGUAAUAGUAAAUUGCGUGGUCUUGCUGCAGGGCUUCGAAAUUCAAAUAUACAAUAUCAAGUUUCUGUGAAUGGAAGUCAGUCUCAUAUGUUGCAAAUAUGGUGUAAAUGCUAUCCAGAGCUUAUAUUGCAGUUCAGGAGAUGGUGUGUUAUUCCCGGGGUACCCUAAAAAACAAAAGGAACCAAAGAAGUGAAUGGUUAAGUCGCACGUCAUCUCUCUAAGAUGCACUUGGGAAAAGGGAGAACUGUGAAAAUGAAUUUGGGUCAUUCUAAGCUUCGUUGAAACUCUUCUGGAAGAUAAACCGAUGUACACGCAUGUUCGAGCAAGCUCAACUUUGAAUUGGAGAUUUCUUGCAACUUGGUUUGGUUCAUCACCUUUCCUUUUUGGUAUCAUGCAAACCUUUAUGGAGUUAUCUCAGAAAACCAAUUGGUUUGAAAUGAAACAUAUGGCUUUCAAAUUGAUUCUUAAAUGUCAUGUAUAGAUGGAGCUCAUAUUUGCUACCUAUCAGAAGAAUUCAAAGCAGUGGUCUAGAAGAAGCUAAUAUAUUGGUGCAGUUCUCAUGUUUUCACUUCGAUUCUUUCACAAAGCCUCAAAAGGAGAGACCUAAAGUGCUCCACGGUUACAGGAAAAGAAUAAUUAUCGUAGCGCUGUAUAUUUUUAGCUAUGAAUUAGCAUUAUACAAAUUAUUAUUAUUUUUAUUUUAAAAAUUCCCUAUUGUUGGCAAAAAGGUGCACAUGGGAUAGAUAUCUAUUUAUUUGGUUUGC